Molecule: messenger RNA, 413 nt
Organism: Adineta steineri
Lineage: Eukaryota; Metazoa; Rotifera; Eurotatoria; Adinetida; Adinetidae
Source: the annotation of a GenBank genome assembly
UUCCAUCAGAUGGUCAAUUAAUUGCAUGUGAUAUUACUGAUCAAUAUGUUCGACAGGAUAUAUGGAAAAAAGCAGGUGUUAGUGAUAAAAUUACAUUAAAAAUCGGAUCAGCUGUUGAUACAUUAAAAACGUUAUUAGAAGAGAAUGGUCCUGGAUCAUUUGAUUUUAUUUUUAUUGAUGCUGAUAAACCAAAUUAUCUAAAUUAUUAUGAACUAGCAUUGGAAUUAGUUCGUUCAAAUGGUUUGAUUGCUCUUGAUAAUACUUUAUGGCAUGGAAAUGUCGUCAAUGAAUCAGAUACAGGAGCAAAUACAGUUGCUAUUCGACAAAUCAAUGAUUUUGUUCGAGAUGAUCAACGCGUUGAUAUUAGUUUUUUACGUCUUGGCGAUGGAACAACACUUUGUCGAAAAAAAUGA